CGCACGCCUUCUGCGAAAAACGUAUUGGAUGUCCAAAGGAAUUCAGUCGCCCCCCCCUGGAAGUACAUAUUUGACAGGCCACAAUCAGGAAGAGCUCGCACUCCAGCUUAGCGUUCAGUUAGGUACAGACGCUUCAGUCUCUUUCCCCUCCGAUUUCUCUGGACUUUUUGGUGAGGCCAAACAACAAUAAUCAGCCAUGGACGCCAUCAAGAAGAAGAUGCAGAUGCUCAAGCUGGACAAGGAGAAUGCCUUGGACAGAGCGGAGCAGGCUGAGGGAGACAAGAAGGCAGCGGAGGACAGAAGCAAACAGCUUGAGGACGAUUUGGUAGCUCUGCAGAAGAAGCUCAAGGGAACUGAGGAUGAGCUUGACAAGUACUCCGAGGCUCUUAAAGACGCACAGGAGAAACUUGAGUUGGCUGAGAAGAAAGCCGCCGACGCUGAGAGCGAUGUCGCUUCCCUUAACAGACGCAUCCAGCUGGUUGAGGAGGAGUUGGAUCGUGCCCAGGAGCGUCUGGCCACUGCCCUGACCAAGCUGGAGGAGGCUGAGAAGGCAGCUGAUGAGAGCGAGAGAGGCAUGAAGGUUAUUGAGAACAGAGCCAUGAAGGACGAGGAGAAGAUGGAGCUGCAGGAGAUCCAGCUGAAGGAAGCCAAACACAUCGCUGAGGAGGCUGACCGCAAAUACGAGGAGGUUGCCCGUAAGCUGGUCAUCAUUGAGAGUGACCUGGAGCGCACAGAGGAGCGCGCUGAGCUCUCAGAAGGCAAAUGCUCUGAGCUUGAAGAAGAGUUGAAAACUGUGACCAACAACCUGAAGUCACUGGAGGCCCAGGCCGAGAAGUACUCCCAGAAGGAGGACAAGUACGAGGAGGAGAUCAAGGUCCUCACCGACAAGCUGAAGGAGGCUGAGACUCGUGCUGAGUUCGCUGAGAGAUCAGUAGCCAAGCUUGAGAAGACCAUUGAUGACCUGGAAGACGAGCUGUACGCCCAGAAACUGAAGUACAAGGCCAUCAGCGAGGAGCUGGACCACGCCCUCAACGACAUGACCUCCAUAUAAAUUGUUUACACCUCAUCAUCAAAGACGCCACCUGCCGGCUGAGCGGACUCUGUCCCCUCUCUCCAGCCUUUUCUCCAUUUCCCCUCCCUUCCACUUCCUCUCUUGUCUCUGCUUUCUUCUUCUCUCUUCCCUCCUUUCCAAAUGUGUUCCCCCUCAUGUCAACGGUAGCUUUAUCCCAUCUCUUGUACAGAAUCCUAGACACUUUCUGCGUUGUAUAAAAAAAAAAUAAACAUCCUCCCUUCUA
Gadus chalcogrammus (walleye pollock) is the source of this 1295-nucleotide messenger RNA. It is a transcript of the gene tpm1, whose product is annotated as tropomyosin 1 (alpha). The record is from RefSeq and is a predicted model, not a curated record. Gene Ontology annotation, cellular component: actin filament. Gene Ontology annotation, biological process: actin filament organization; muscle contraction. The transcript has 10 exons. Gene Ontology annotation, molecular function: actin filament binding. NCBI's taxonomy places the organism in Eukaryota, Metazoa, Chordata, Actinopteri, Gadiformes, Gadidae. Bases 197 to 1051 code for a protein of 284 amino acids.